AUUGCUUUUGUUUCCGACAGCAACUCCUGUACCACGUGACGUGAAGCAGCUUUGGACUGUGGCUUGGGCAGCCAACCAAGAACCAACAAACCAAGCCUGCCACCCACUCCUCCCAGGCCGCCGCUUGAUCCCCCGCCCGCCGUCGUCGCGGCGAUGUCUCCCGCCUCCGCGCGCGCCCUCACCGUCGACUCCCUCAACCCAAAGGUGCUGGCGCUCUCGGAUCACCUCGGGGGCGCCGUGGCCCGCCGCGCGCAGCGCAUGCAGAAAGAGCUAGAAACAAAUCCAGGUGUAUACCCUUUCAAUGAGAUAAUCUAUUGCAACCUUAGCAAUCCACAUUACCUCGGACAACAGCCAAUUAAGUUCUUCCGUGAGGUUCUUGCCUUGUGUGAUUACCCGCAUCUUCUAAACUGCAGUGUAACUAGUUCCAUAUUCAGUUCUGAUGCAAUAACAAGGGCAAGAGAGAUAUUAGACCUCAUUCCUGGGAGAGCAAUGGGAGGAUACAGCCACUGUCAGGGUACUGAAGGGUUGCGAAAUGCAAUUGCUGCUGGAAUAGCCACUCGUGAUGCUUUCCCAUGCAAUGCGGAGGACAUUUUCCUGACAGAUGGAGCAUCCGCGCCGGUUCAUAUGGUAAUGCACCUAUUGAUACGAGAUGAAAAAGACGGCAUCCUUUGCCCAAUUCCAUCACACUUUCUGUACACAAGCUCAAUGAUCCUGUGUGGUGCUACUCUUGUAUGUAUCACGUUAGUAGAUCGAAAUGUACCAUAUUACCUUGACGAAUCACGAGAUUGGGAUGUGAGUAUUUCGGACCUCAAGAAGCAGCUGGAUGGUGCCCGAUCUCAGGGCAUCAAUGUUAGGGGACUUGUGGUUGUAAAUCCAGGCAACCCUACUGGACAGGUUCUUGUGCGGGAAAACCAGUGUGAAAUAGUGGAAUUCUGCAGGAAUGAAAACCUUGUUCUUCUAGCAGAUGAGGUUUACCAAGAAAAUGUUUACACAGAUGAAAAGAAAUUUAUCUCUUUCAAGAAGAUAGCACGGUCCAUGGGUUUUGGUGAAGGAGAUGUUUCCUUAAUAUCAUUCCAUUCAGUUUCUAAUGGGUACUAUGGAGAAUGUGGGAGAAGAGGGGGUUACAUGGAGGUCACUGGCUUCAAUUCUGAAGUUCGGAAACAAGUAUACAAAGUAGCAUCCCUAAGCUCAUGCUCCAACUUAGCCGGCCAGGUCCUCGUGAGCCUAGUCAUGAACCCACCAAAGGUUGGAGAUGAGUCAUACACCUCUUACCGGGAAGAAAGAGAUCGCAUUAUGUUAUCAUUAUCCCGGUGUGCAGAGGCCAUGGUGCAGGCAUUCAACAGUCUGGAAGGCCUGACUUGCAGCAAGGCUGAAGGGGCAAUGUUUGUAUUCCCAUCUGUUCGGCUGCCUAAAAGGGCAAUUGCGUCUGCUGAGGCAAUGAACACCAAACCAGAUGUGUUCUACGCUCUCCGCCUUCUUGAAAACACUGGCAUCAUCGUCUUGCCUGGUUCUGUGUUCGGACAAGUACCUGGCACAUGGCAUUUCAGAUGCACAAUCCUGCAACAGGAGGAGAAGGUACAGCUGAUCAUCUGUCGCUUUAAGGCGUUCCAUGAAGCUUUCAUGGAAGAAUUUCGCGAUUAAAAGUCGCCGGCUUAUGUUAUCUGUAGCACAACUUAGAAAGUCCGGACAGACAAAUACAUGAGCUUUGUAACUGUCAGUUAUUACAUGAUUUAUGUCUGGAACAAUUGAGUUUGUCCUUUGUACCAUUCUGAAGUUAAUCUAAACUUAUCCUUUUCAAAACAAAA
Molecule: messenger RNA, 1805 nt
Organism: Hordeum vulgare subsp. vulgare (domesticated barley)
Lineage: Eukaryota; Viridiplantae; Streptophyta; Magnoliopsida; Poales; Poaceae
Product: alanine aminotransferase 2-like
Exons: 15
Coding region: 154-1641 (495 amino acids)
Biological process (GO): biosynthetic process
Molecular function (GO): pyridoxal phosphate binding; L-alanine:2-oxoglutarate transaminase activity
Source: RefSeq, a predicted model, not a curated record